Messenger RNA from Castor canadensis (American beaver), 1399 nucleotides. It is a transcript of the gene Rpusd3, whose product is annotated as RNA pseudouridine synthase D3. Gene Ontology annotation, biological process: pseudouridine synthesis. Gene Ontology annotation, molecular function: pseudouridine synthase activity; RNA binding. The record is from RefSeq and is a predicted model, not a curated record. Lineage: Eukaryota; Metazoa; Chordata; Mammalia; Rodentia; Castoridae.
AUGGCUGCCCUAUUGCUUCUCCCACCUGCUCCAGGCGGCAGCUGUCACCUCGAGGCUCCAGGCAAACCGUUGGGGCCCCUAGGCGAUCGGCCCGUCCCGGGGCUGCUGCGUACAGACAGCCUCAGCCGGGAGGAGCUAGCUGCUGUGCUGAGGGCGGCCGUGGUGGACCAGAAAGGACCCCUAGUGACACUGAACAAGCCACAGGGGCUGCCAGUGACAGGAAAACCAGGAGAGCUGACAUUGCUGUCAGUGCUGCCAGAACUGAGCCAGUCCCUGGGGCUCAGGGAGCAGGAGCUCCAGCUUGUCCGAGCACCUGGGAAGGAGACCUCUGGGCUUGUUCUGCUCUCCAGUUGUCCCCAGACCACAAGCCGCCUCCAGAAGUUCUUUAACCACUCAAGGAGAGCACAGAGACCCACAGCAACCUACUGUGCUGUCACUGAUGGCAUCCCAGCUCCUCCUGAGGGAAAGAUCCAUGUGGCUUUGGCACUGGAACACAUUGAUGGUGUCAGUCUCGUAGUUCCCGUGAAGUCCCCAUCCCGAAAGAACAUCGUGGAAGGUGUCAAGAGGACCCUUAGCCACUUCCGUGUGAUGGCCACAGGCUCUGGCUGUGCCCUGGUCCAGCUACAGCCAGUGACAGUGUUCCCCAAUCAGCUGCAGGUACACAUGAUGCUCCAGCUCUGCCCUGUGCUUGGGGACAGCACCUAUGCUGCUCGCGUGGGCACUGUUCUAGGCCAGCGCUUCCUGUUGCCAGCUGAGAGCCGCAAGCCCCAGAGACAGGUCCUGGAUGAAGUCCUCCUCCGACGCCUGCACUUGACUCCCUCCCAGGCUGCUGAGCUGCCCUUGCACCUUCACCUGCAUUGUCUUCUCCUCCCAGGCACUAGGCCCAGGGAUGCCCCCACCCAGCUUCUGGCACCUUUGCCCCCUUAUUUUUCUAGGACCUUGCAGUGCCUGGGGCUCUGCCCACAGUAGUCCUCCCUCUGUGCCCAAGCUCCCAACUGGAAAGCAGAGGGGAGCACGGGGAAAUGGUCUGUGGCUAGUUCUAGGGAGAACGGGCUCCGUAAUCAGAUCCUGGCUAGGCCACUUUGUGUAGCAUUGGGCCAGUGAUUUCUCUUGGACUUGAAGUAAUAAAACUUACUUCCUCAUAGUCUGGUUUUGAGGUUUUGCUGAGAAAGGAGAUGUUUACCAUGGACUGUAUUUUGCUCAAUUGAGUAUCUUUUAUUUGGCAGUUCUCUUGAAAUUCUGGACAGGAGGAGAUGUUAGGUUUUUUUUUUAAACUGUGGUAAAAUAACAUAAAAUUUACCAUCUUACUCAUCUUUCUUUCCUUCCUUCCCCUCUCCCUCCUUCCCUCUCUGUUAUGGGGUCUCUCUGUGUUGGCCAGCCUGGCUUGUAAUUCCUGGGC